AUCUUUGUGCUUUAUUCUAAUGCCGACUAUUUGGGAACGUUCACAUUUGUGUUUUCAACAGCACUUUGUCUUUACAAUCUCUACGUGAUUGGGAAACGAUGGUACAAUAAUAUUGAUGGUCGUUUUGACAUGCGCCAAAUGGUAAGAGAGCCGGACAAAGUGUUCACACCAGCGGUCAUCGGUUUAAUGGUCUAUUUGAUGGUCCGUUUUCCUAAUGGAAACUUCUUGUGGGCGUUAUCGUGUUGUGUCCAAAUUACGGCAGCCUUAAUAUUAAUCUUCGCUGAAGUUUAUGAAGUAUUCGUCAAA
Molecule: messenger RNA, 306 nt
Organism: Ostertagia ostertagi
Lineage: Eukaryota; Metazoa; Nematoda; Chromadorea; Rhabditida; Trichostrongylidae
Source: the annotation of a GenBank genome assembly